CUAAACCGUUCGGAGAGUGGGCAGAGAGUGACUGCCGUUCACUGAGGAGAUGAAAAGACGACUACAGAAGAAAUACAUCAUCUUAAUUCUAGGAUAUUCUGUUGUUCUACUGUUGAUUCCUUAUGUUUUGGAUUCGAGUAAAUCGACUCGUGUUAAACAUGGAUUUCAACAGCAGAGAUGUCCCGAUUUGGAAAACACGAUGGCACUCUGGAAUAACGGAGACAAAUCUGGCAACUCAACGGAUCCGAUGGAAGAGACUGUCAGCAGGAACAAUUCAAAAAUACAUAUAUACCUGCAUGCCACCUGGAGGACGGGGUCUUCUUUUCUAGGGGAACUAUUUAAUCAGCACCCCGAUGUGUUCUAUUUGUAUGAGCCAAUGUGGAAUAUGUGGCAAGCUCUAUAUCCUGGAGACGCCGGGAGUCUGCAAGGGGCAGUUCGUGAUAUGAUGAACUCACUUUUCCGAUGUGAUUUCUCUGUGCUGAAACUCUACGCAGGAUCCGCCAACAUCACCACAUCUUUUAUUUUUGGGUGGAAGACAAACAAGGUCAUUUGUUCCGAGCCUCUAUGUAACGCAUACAAGAGGCAUGAAAUUGGAUUAGUUCAAGGGGAUGUUUGUAGUAAAUGUUCUCCCAGGGACAUAAAAGAAUUGGAGAGAGAGUGUAAGAAAUAUCCUGUUGUCGUUAUUAAAGAUGUGCGAGUUUUAGACGUUGGUGUUUUAGUGCCUUUAAUGAGGGACCCCACGUUAAAUUUGCAAAUCAUACAGUUGUUCAGAGAUCCACGGGCAGUACACAAUUCCCGACUGAAAUCCAAACUGGCUCUCGUUAAAGAGAGUAUCCAGAUCCUUAGAAGUAAAAAGGAGACAGACAAAUAUAAGCGUCUCCUGGUCCCCAAUAGCAGAGUAAACCGUGCGGAGAACUAUGUGGCUAGUGCAAUGGAGCUAAUAUGCGACAACUGGCUCAGCGACAUGUUGCUUGUCAUGAGCGCACCUCCUUGGGUGAAAAGAAACUACAUACGGAUACGCUAUGAGGACCUGGUGUUACACCCAGUUGAAGAACUACGGAGGCUCUAUCGUUUUUCAAAUCUCACCGUUUCUCCUGCCAUGGAGAAGUUUGUGAUGAAUAUGACUCACGGACAGGGCUACUCCUCAGACAAACCAUUCCUCAUAUCUUCGAGAGACGCCAAAGAAGCCAUAUUUGCCUGGAGAGAGCGGUUAAAUGUUGAGCAAAUUACCCAAGUAGAGGCAUAUUGUAGUGAAGUCAUGCGUCAGUUGGGCUAUGAGAAAAGGGUGGUUGACAAGACUUAAACGGGUCGUGAAUAGCGACAUGAGAAUCCAGGAGUCUGACACCCCGGCAUGAAAGAGGGAGCGAGCGAGCGAGAGAGAGAGAGAGAGAGAGACAGAAAAGAAACGGCAGGAUGUUUGGACUGUGGAACAGUACUACGGAGAGGCGAUGCUGGAGAGAGAGUUCCCUCUGCGUGGUGCAGCAAAAAGCCUCUCCCCCCCGAAAACAGGAGAGUCUAUACGCAGCCAGAGACAGACUGACAAGCUGAACACACACACACACACACACACAGUGAGAUCAACUGACAGCCAAACAAGCACUGAACACUUUCUAACCUAGUGAAAGACACACUCAAAAGCCAAUACUUACUAGACACCACAAAGAAAACACUAAAACAAAGAGAAGAGAGAGAUGCAUGGACACACAUGGACUG
Messenger RNA from Chanos chanos (milkfish), 1713 nucleotides. It is a transcript of the gene chst7, whose product is annotated as carbohydrate (N-acetylglucosamine 6-O) sulfotransferase 7. Gene Ontology annotation, biological process: N-acetylglucosamine metabolic process; carbohydrate metabolic process. NCBI's taxonomy places the organism in Eukaryota, Metazoa, Chordata, Actinopteri, Gonorynchiformes, Chanidae. The record is from RefSeq and is a predicted model, not a curated record. Gene Ontology annotation, molecular function: chondroitin 6-sulfotransferase activity; N-acetylglucosamine 6-O-sulfotransferase activity. Bases 50 to 1303 code for a protein of 417 amino acids. Gene Ontology annotation, cellular component: Golgi membrane. The transcript is spliced from 2 exons.